Molecule: messenger RNA, 1997 nt
Organism: Prorocentrum cordatum
Lineage: Eukaryota; Dinophyceae; Prorocentrales; Prorocentraceae
Source: the annotation of a GenBank genome assembly
UUGGCAGCCAUUCUGGCUCCUGAUUUUUCGGAGCGCUUCGCAGUACCGCCCGGUCAACUUCUGAGUGCACGGGGAGGCCUGUCCAGCAGCUGCGUGCAGGGGAGAUGCCUACGAUGGAGGAGUACGUCCAGGCGCACGGUGGCCUUCGUUGCGUCAAGAGGAUCCUCAUAGCAAACAACGGGAUGGCUGCGACAAAGGCCAUCAUGUCGAUGCGCCAGUGGGCGUUCCUGGAGCUGGGCGACGCGAGCGUGCUGCACUUUGUCGCGAUGGCAAGCCAGAACGACCUGGACGCCAACAUGGAGUUCAUCCGCUUGGCCGACUCGUUCGUCGAGGUGCCCGCAGGCAAAAACACGUUCAACUACGCGAACGUCGACCUGAUUGUCGAGAUCGCGACCUCGCAGAAAGUGGACGCAGUGUGGCCCGGUUGGGGACACGCGAGCGAGAAUCCAGCGCUUCCCCGAGCUCUGGCAGAGGCGGGGAUCGCGUUCUUUGGCCCAACUGCACCAGUGAUGCACGCGCUUGGCGACAAGAUUGCGUCCACCAUCCUUGCCCAGUCUUCCGGGGUGCCCUGCAUCCCGUGGAACGGAGAAGGAAUCACGGCGGAGAUCCAAAGUGACGGCAGCAUCCCCGAGGAGCCAUUCAAGAAAGCUUGCCUGCAGAGUCUCGAGGAGGCCCAGAUGCACGUGAAGCGUAUCGGCUAUCCUGUUGUGCUGAAGGCGUCGGAGGGCGGCGGUGGAAAGGGCAUCCGAAAGUGCAAGAACGACGAAGAGCUGAAGCUCGGCUGGGAGCAGGUCAAUGCCGAGGUGCCCGGCUCGCCCGUCUUCAUGAUGCAGUUGUGCACUGGCGCGAGGCACCUGGAGGUCCAGCUCGUCGGCGACGAGCAUGGGCAGGUCGUCGCGCUCAUCGGGCGCGACUGCUCCACCCAGCGCCGCUUCCAGAAGAUCUUCGAGGAGGGCCCCCCGACCGUUGCCCCGAAGGACGACUUCCGUGAGGUGGCGGAGAAGGCCGCCCAGCGCCUGGCCAUGUCCGUGGGCUACCGCGGCGCCGGCACGGUCGAGUACCUGUACAAGCCGGAGAACAACGGCUUUUAUUUCCUGGAGCUGAACCCGCGCCUGCAGGUGGAGCACCCGGUCACCGAGGGUAUCACGGGCGUCAAUGUGCCGGCGCUGCAGCUGCAGGUCGGCAUGGGCAUCCCGCUGCACCGUUGCCCGGACAUACGUCGCUUCUAUGGCCUGGACCCCGCGGGCAGCACGAAGAUAGACUUCUUGGAGGACAAGUACCAGUACCCAGAUUGCCAUGUCAUGGCCGCCCGAGUCACCGCCGAGAACCCCGACGAUGCAUUCCGGCCGACGUCAGGGAAGAUCGAGCGGGUGAGAUUCCAGUCUGCGCCCAGCACGUGGGGCUAUUUCUCGGUUGGCGCAAACGGUGGCAUCCACGAGUUCGCAGAUUCACAGUUCGGCCAUAUCUUCGCUAAGGGACCCACUCGUGAGGACGCACGCAAGGCGCUGCAGAUCGCGCUGAAGGGCGUGGCUGUGAAGGGCGAGAUCCGCACCGCCACCGAGUACCUGGUAGAGCUGGCAGAGACGAAGGAGUUCCGCGAAAACACCAUCGACACAGCGUGGCUGGACAAGCUGCUCGAGGAUAAGUCGGUGAAGACGAAUUUCCAUCUCUUGGACACUAUCUUCUAUGCUGCCUGUUUCAGGGCGUACAUGCACGUGAAGGCGAACAAGGAGAAGGCGCUGGACGCGCUCAAGCGCGGGCACCUGCCGAUGAAGACCGAUCUCGGGCUCCUGCAGAACUUCGUGGUCGAGGCGGCCUACGACAACAUCAAGUACCCCUGGCAGGUUCGGAGAGCGGAGGGAGGGAGGAGAAGGGAAAGGGAUGGGGGCAGGGCGGGAGCAGGGGCCGGUGGGGGGAGGGGGGGCAUCGAGGGAGCUCAGGCGUUGCGCAAGGGGGGGGGGGGGGGCGAGAGAGGGGGGGGGCUGAAAGGUGAAUGA